Pistacia vera is the source of this 4405-nucleotide messenger RNA. Its product is annotated as auxin response factor 19-like. Gene Ontology annotation, molecular function: protein binding; DNA binding. Gene Ontology annotation, cellular component: nucleus. The record is from RefSeq and is a predicted model, not a curated record. Bases 567 to 4001 code for a protein of 1144 amino acids. The transcript is spliced from 13 exons. NCBI's taxonomy places the organism in Eukaryota, Viridiplantae, Streptophyta, Magnoliopsida, Sapindales, Anacardiaceae. Gene Ontology annotation, biological process: response to hormone; regulation of DNA-templated transcription.
GUCCCUGACCUGAUUGCCAUUUGCCAGGGUCUAUUAUAUGUCGGCUCCUGCUUCACAUAAAAAAGCUGUCUUUUUGCUUUUGCUUUUGCUUUUGUUCCUCUGAUUUCCCGGCGACAAGUCAGUUCUUUCUUGAUCCCUGCGUCAAUUAAAACACACUUUCAACCAAAUAAUACUACCCAUUUUUUCUGAUUUUCUGUUUUUGGCUCAUACAUGAUAUUCUACCCACUUCUUGUUUUCUCUAACGGAGUAAACUUGUUUCAGUUUUCAUGAUUUUGUAUUUUUAUUUCAUGGAAUUGUUUCUUCUUCGAGACAUGGUACUCCCUUCUGGUCAAAGAAGAGAAAUAGAAGCCGGGAAAAGGAGUUCUAAGUUUGCCUUGUUUGGUUUUCGGGAUUGAAUUUGAAUGUAGUGGUUUUUUUUUCAAGGACUUUGCAAAUGUUGGGAUAUAUUUUGGAGUUAGAUAUGAGUUUAUUAUUAUCAUUAUGGUAAAAAAGGUCGAAUCUUUUCUGGAACAAAAGCAGGUGAUUGGAUUUGCUUGCUUUACUAGGGCUUUUAUCAUUUCCUAUACAUGAAAGUAAACAUGAAGGCUCAAGCUAAUGGGUUUCUAUCAAAUUCUGCAGAAGGGGAGAGGAAGAGCAUUAAUUCAGAACUAUGGCAUGCUUGUGCCGGGCCACUGGUUUCUUUGCCUCCAGUUGGAAGUCUUGUAGUUUACUUCCCUCAAGGCCACAGCGAGCAAGUUGCAGCAUCGAUGCAGAAGGAGACUGAUUUCAUACCCAGCUAUCCUAACCUGCCUUCCAAGUUGAUUUGCAUGCUUCAUAACGUCACAUUGCAUGCUGAUCCAGAGACUGACGAGGUCUAUGCCCAGAUGACACUUCAACCCGUAAGCAAAUAUGAAAAGGAAGCAUUAUUGGCAUCUGAUAUAGGCCUCAAGCAAAACCGGCAACCAACUGAGUUUUUCUGCAAAACUCUUACAGCAAGUGACACCAGCACUCAUGGUGGAUUUUCUGUACCUCGCCGAGCAGCAGAGAAGAUCUUCCCACCUCUAGAUUAUUCAAUGCAACCACCUGCCCAGGAGCUAGUCGCUAGAGAUUUACAUGAAACUACAUGGACAUUCAGACAUAUUUAUCGAGGCCAGCCAAAGAGGCAUCUGCUAACUACAGGUUGGAGUGUUUUUGUUAGCACUAAAAGACUGUUUGCUGGUGAUUCUGUUCUUUUUAUAAGAGAUGAGAAGUCGCAGCUUCUCUUGGGAAUUAGGCGUGCUAAUAGACAGCAGCCUGCUCUCUCCUCAUCAGUCAUCUCCAGUGAUAGCAUGCAUAUUGGAAUUCUUGCUGCUGCUGCUCAUGCUGCUUCAAAUAACAGCCCAUUUACUAUAUUUUACAAUCCAAGGGCAAGCCCUUCUGAGUUUGUGAUUCCCUUAGCCAAGUAUAACAAGGCAAUGUAUACCCAAGUUUCACUUGGUAUGCGAUUUAGAAUGAUGUUUGAAACUGAGGAGUCAGGAGUGCGGAGGUACAUGGGCACCAUCACUGGUAUCAGUGAUUUAGAUCCUGUGCGAUGGAAAGGUUCACAGUGGCGCAAUCUUCAGGUUGGAUGGGAUGAAUCUACAGCUGGUGAACGUCCAAGCCGAGUUUCAAUAUGGGAAAUUGAACCUGUUGUAACUCCGUUCUACAUUUGCCCUCCCCCCUUUUUCAGACCCAAGUUUCCCAAACAACCAGGGAUGCCAGAUGAUGAGUCUGACAUAGAAAAUGCUUUCAAGCGAGCUAUGCCCUGGCUUGGAGAUGACUUUGGUAUGAAGGAUGCCCAAAGCUCAAUCUUCCCUGGUCUGAGUUUAGUCCAGUGGAUGAGCAUGCAACAGAAUAAUCAGUUUCCAGCUGCUCAAUCAGGUUUCUUCCCUUCCAUGGUUUCUUCCACAGCCCUGCAUAAUAACCUUGGCUCUGAUGACCCAUCAAAGUUAUUGAAUUUUCAAGCUUCUGCACUGUCUGCACCAAAUCUCCAGUUUAACAAAGCAAAUCUGCAAAACCAAGUCAACCAGUUGGGCCAGCCCCCUAUUGCAUGGCCCCAGCAGCAGCAGCAGCAGCAGCAGCAACUGCAGCAGUUGUUGCAGACUUCUGUAAACCAACAGCAGCAACAACAUCCUCAACUUCAACAGCAGCGACAGCAGCCACAUCAGCAGCUUCUUCAGCCACAGCAGCAACAACACCAAACUCCACCACCACCACCACAACAACCACAACCAUCCCCUCCCCCACCGCAGUCACAAUCACAAUCACAACCACCGCUACCACAACGACAACAGCAACAACAGCAGCAGCAGCAGCAACAGCAACAACCAACGCCACCACCACCUCCACAACAACAACAACAAAUGUUCCUUCCAACAACUGUAAAUAAUGGUUUACUUGCUGCUAACCCAAAUCAAAAUGUCCAGCAACCUGGUGUUUACUCUCACCAUCAGCAGCAGCAAUUACUGACAAGCAGUACCCAGUCCCCCCAAAGUAUUCUCUCCACUAAUAAGAAUUCAUACCAAUUGACAUCCUUACCGCAAGAAUCGCAGUUCCAACAACAAAUAGAACAACAACCUAGUCUUUUACAGAGGCACCAGCAACAAACACAAUUGCCACAAUCUUCCCUUCAGUUCUUGCAACAAAACCUUGCACAGAGGACACAGCAACAGCCACCAGCCCAGCAGUUACCACAGCAGGGCAUGUCAGAGCAACAACAACUUCAGUUCCAGUUGCAACAGAAAUUUCAGCAACAACAGCAAUUACUCCCUCCAACGAGCUCACUUUUGCAGCCUCAGCUGCUACAGCAACAGCUGGCCCAUCAACAAAACCAGCAAUUACCGCAUAUUCCUGUGUCUCAGAAUCAGCAGCAGCAGCUAAGUAGCAACAGCUUCUCAACAUCAGUACUUGUGCAACCUCAACAGUUACCUAUGAACCAACCUCCAAACCAGCAUAAACCACUUACAGGAAUCAGAGCACAUUCUGGCCUUACUGAUGGAGAUGCUCCAUCGUGUUCAACCUCACCUUCUACAAAUAAUUGUCAGGUUUCUCCAUCAAACUUCCUGAAUAGAAGCCAGCAAGGGCCAGCCAUACUGAUGGGGGAUUCGGUGGUUGAGCCUGCUAGUAAUUUGGCGCAGGAGCUUCACAGCAAGUCUGAUAUCAGGAUCAAACAUGAGUUACCCAACUCAAAAGGACCAGAACAUCUGAAGUACAAAGGUACCUUGACUGAUCAAUUGGAAGCUUCCUCUUCUGGAACAUCAUAUUGCCUGGAUCCUGGCAACAUCCAGCAGAAUUUCUCUCUCCCCACCUACUGUUUGGAUGGUGAUGCCCAGUCACACCCUCGGAACAAUCUUACUUUUACAACUAAUCUCGAUGGAAUGGCGCCUGAUACAUUAUUGUCAAGGGGUUAUGACUCUCAAAAGGAUCUCCAAAACUUGCUCUCUAACUAUGGUAGUACUCCAAGAGAUAUUGAGACAGAGUUGUCCACUGCUGCAUUAAGCUCUCAGUCAUUUGGAGUGCCAAACAUACCUUUUAAGCCUGGUUGUUCCAAUGAUGUUGCCAUCAAUGAAGCUGGGGUAUUGAGUGGUGGACUAUGGGCCAACCAGACUCAACGUAUGCGGACAUAUACAAAGGUCCAAAAGCGCGGCUCUGUAGGAAGAUCUAUAGACGUCACGCGGUACAAAGGUUAUGAUGAGCUGAGGCAUGAUUUGGCGCGCAUGUUUGGAAUUGAAGGGCAGCUGGAAGAUCCUCAAAGUUCUGACUGGAAGCUAGUAUAUGUGGAUCAUGAAAAUGAUAUCUUGCUUGUUGGUGAUGAUCCAUGGGAUGAAUUUGUAGGCUGUGUUCAGAGCAUAAAAAUACUUUCAUCAGCUGAAGUACAGCAAAUGAGCUUGGAUGGGGAUCUGGGUAAUGUGCCAGUUCCAAAUCAAGCUUGUAGUGGGACUGACAGCGGGAAUGCGUGGAGAGGUCACUAUGAUGAUAACUCGGCUGCCUCAUUUAAUCGAUAGGGAGAUUUAUAACUUAGAAUAUGAACUGUGCAUGAGUUGUAGAAGUGAAGAGCAGUAUCAUAAUAUGAAUAUAGUUUACAACCCUUGGCUCACUCUUCCUAAAUAUAUAUAGUGCAGUAGUUGCUGGUUGACGGAAAGAUCAACUCUCUUGAUACUGGCAUCUACUGCGUGGCUUUUGACAAAGGGAUAGCAAUAUUUAGGGGUACAGAGCACAUGAAAUUGGUUGUAUAAUUAAAUCUUACCCUCAUUGAAAGCUGAUCUGACUUCCACUUUCAUACUACUUGUAAAUGCUGUGAUUUAGAGCAACGAUGAACAGAAAUAUGUAGUGACAGCUGCGUCUAUUCCUCAACGACAUAAGUAGAAUCAUUUUUGCUUAUAUUGCAAGCCUUCCCUAAUUCUGUUUA